This is a messenger RNA of Aegilops tauschii subsp. strangulata, 1233 nucleotides long. RefSeq lists its product as uncharacterized. Gene Ontology annotation, biological process: proteasome assembly. The record is from RefSeq and is a predicted model, not a curated record. NCBI's taxonomy places the organism in Eukaryota, Viridiplantae, Streptophyta, Magnoliopsida, Poales, Poaceae.
CGCCGCUCGACCGCCGCCUAGCACCGAGACAGCGCUGGCUUCGGACGCGAGCCUUUCCCCUCUUCCUUCUUCUGGCGAUUAGGGUUGUCCCCAGCGCCGCCGGCCAGCUGCUGGCACCGGCGCGGUACCUCGUCUCUGCCAGCGCACCGCCCCCCCCCCCCCCCCCCCCCCCCCCAAUACACCUCCGUCGCCAGAGCCUGUCCGCUCCCCAGCCACCUCUCAUCCUGAGGACUUCCUGCUAGCCGCCGCCGGCAAGAAAUCAGGACCACCACCUUUUCGCGACGAGGCCACUGUCUCCGCAUUGAACACUGUUUCGCCACUGCUACCGCGGCUCCAGGGCGCAGAUCCUCUGACUCGAGUCACCAAAGCAUCUGCUUGUAUUGGGUCGUUUCAUUAGUGCCUGGUCAAAUACCAGUAUCGGCCCCGGCAUCAUGUCUUCAGAGGAGCUCACAACAAGCUUGUCAGCUUUGGCGGUGGCUUCACAGGCCCCGAUGGCCAGCCAAAUCGGUUCUUCAGGUGAUCUGUCUUCUGAAGGUGGGGCGCAGGUCACUUGUUUCAGUGAGGACCUGCACGACGUCACGCUCCAUUUCCAGAUCAUAAGGUUCUCUAAGCAGAUCUAUGCAUGGAUAGGAUGCAACAACUCGGCAAAGUUUGGCCAUUUAUAUGCUGCUGCAACCACUCGGCUGGGUGAUGGAGUGAGUGUCACAUCUGUACUUGGAGGAACAUCUGAUAACACUGGAUCAAGCAUGGCCCGCCGCUUAGUGCUGAAGACAGGUCUGAAUAUAAUUUUAGCAUGUAACAUUCCGAAGGACAGCCCCAUGCUUGAGGCUGCUGCAGAGAGGAAACUUGUAGAGAAGCUGAGAAGUUUAGGCUAUAUCAGAUCUAAAACAGGAGAGGCUAACGCUUCCACAACUCCUUUAUCCGCAACACACUGAUGGAUACUUGUGAACUGUCAAGUCAAUCGUAGAGAAAGUCACUACUCUUAACGUGUUUGAAACAUUUUGAAUGGUUAUGAAAGCUCAGCGGAGGCUUACUGAGUGUAGGCAUGAUGAUCUGAAUUUUUUGUGCGCGACUAUGAACUACUUCAUGUUCAUCUGGCAUGUUUUACACGUCUGCAUCUUCAGAGGUUGUGCGCCAUCUACCAUUUCAGUGCCUGACGUGUGGAACCCUACAUUGAGGUAUUUGUUGCUCACAGAAAUGAACUUUGCUGGUCUUGUUUGAGCCGUGCCUUCA